AUGGGAGGGUCUAUGGUGAACAUUAUUAGUGCCUAUGCCUCGCAAGUAGGUUUGGACGAAGAGGAGAAAAAGGAAUUCUGGGAGGUUUUAGAUGAGGUGGUGAGGAACAUCCCGAGCACUGAAAAACUUUUCGUGGGAGGGGAUUUCAAUGGGUAUAUUGGGUCUUUACCGAGAAGGUAUGAUGAUGUGCAUGGCGGUUUCAUUUUUGGUGAGCGGAAUGAAGGAGGAACUUCUCUGAUGGAUUUUUUUAGGGCUUUUGGGUUGUGGAUAGAAAAUUUGAGCUUUUCGAAGAAGGAGGAUCACCUUAUUACAUUUUAUAGUUCAGUGGCCAAGACUCAGAUAGAAUUUUUGCUCCUUAGAAAAGGGGAUAAAGCGCUAUGUAAAGACUGUUCUGUGUUAAGAGACUUGGAGAUAUCUGAGGAGGGUCGUGAUUAUAGUUAUUGUAGGCAUAUCAAGGUUGAAGAGGUCAAGGGAUCUAUUCGCAGGAUGCGGCGGGGUAGGGCGGCGAGGCCAGACGAGAUUUCAGUAGACUUUUGGAAGAGCACUAGCGGGGUAGGUCUGAAGUGGUUAACAAGGCUAUUUAACAUUAUUUUUAGAGCUGCUAAGAUGCUUGAAGCAUGGAGGUGA
Molecule: messenger RNA, 627 nt
Organism: Capsicum annuum
Lineage: Eukaryota; Viridiplantae; Streptophyta; Magnoliopsida; Solanales; Solanaceae
Exons: 2
Coding region: 1-627 (208 amino acids)
Biological process (GO): chromatin remodeling
Cellular component (GO): nucleus
Source: RefSeq, a predicted model, not a curated record